AUGUCUCAUUCGCUCACCCUCGUCUCCAGGCCCAUCGGUCCCAUCGGCUACGGCCUCAUGGGCCUAACCUGGCGCCGCAACCCGCAGCCGGCAACCGACAGCUACGCCGCCAUGUCCACCGCCCUCGCACAAGGCGCCAACUUCUGGAACGGCGGCGAGCUCUAUGGCACCCCCACCCGCCACUCCUGCCACUUGCUGAACGAAUAUUUCACGCUCUAUCCCGAUGACGCCAACAAAGUGGUCCUGAGCAUCAAGGGUGGUCUAGCCCCCGGCGAGUUGCGCCCGGACGGAUCCGCCAAAAACGUCCGCCGCAGCGUCGAAGACUGCCUCGCAGUCCUCGAUGGGAAGAAAAGCAUCGACAUCUUCGAAUGCGCGCGUGUCGACCCGAAAGUGCCUCUCGAAGAAACAAUCACCACCCUCGCCCAGCUCGUCAAGGAAGGCAAAAUCGGCGGCAUCGGCCUGUCCGAAGUGAAAGCCAGCACGAUCGAGAAGGCGCACGCGAUCCAUCCGAUCGCUGCCGUCGAGGUCGAACUCUCGCUCUGGACCACGGACAUCCUGCGCAAUGGCGUGGCGGCGACGUGCGCGAAAUUGGGCAUUCCGAUCGUCGCGUACAGUCCGCUAUCACGCGGCGCGUUGACCGGUGAACGCAUCCAGAGUAAUAGCGACAUUCCCCACGGGGACUUCCGCAAAACUCUACCCCGGUUCCAGGAUGAUGCGCUGGAGUUCAAUAAUCAGAUUGUCGACGAGGUCGAGAAGCUUGCGGCCCGCAAGGGCGUGACAAAGGGGCAAGUUGCGAUCGCGUGGGUGCGUGGGCUCAGUGGACGGACUAUCACGACCGAGGACGGACAGCAGGUCACGUUGGGUACUAUUAUACCGAUCCCCGGCGCGACGAAGCCGGAAAGAGUGAUUGAGAACUCCACACGGGUUGAGCUGUCGGAUGUCGAAAUGGCGGAGAUCGCGGAUAUCUUGAAGAGGAAUCCUGUUCAAGGCAGUCGGUAUGAUAAGCAUGGGAUGGCCUCUAUCGAGGGUUGA
Molecule: messenger RNA, 1032 nt
Organism: Rhinocladiella mackenziei CBS 650.93
Lineage: Eukaryota; Fungi; Ascomycota; Eurotiomycetes; Chaetothyriales; Herpotrichiellaceae
Exons: 1
Coding region: 1-1032 (343 amino acids)
Cellular component (GO): cytoplasm
Source: RefSeq, a predicted model, not a curated record